ACUGAGAGAGAGCGCGACCGAGAGAGAGAGAGAGAGAGAGAGAGAGAGGCAGGGAAGGAGGGGAGGUUGGGAGAGUGUAGGACACAGUGUGUGCUCCUCACAGCUGCAGAAGGAACGAGAAGAGGCAGGAACAAGAGAACGGGGCAAAAAGGAAGAAAGGAGGGAGUGAGACCUCGGAAUGGGUGUCUAACACUGCCCAUCUCGUUUCAUGAGCACCAGCCAACGUUCACACCAGCGCUAUCGGGUUUUUUUUCCCAUUGAAAGUCGCACUUCAUACACUGCUCUGACUGGAUAAAGGAGAAGAGCACUCCCCCCUCCACACACGCACGCACACAGAAAAUACACAGGGGCAGGUAGAAGAGGUGAGGAGCCACAGGAAGACAGGAAGCCGCUUUGUUGCUGCCUCUGCUGCCACACAGCUAGCGAGCAGCUUGCCGGCGCUGCUCAUGUCUGUGAACUCGGAGAAAUCCUCCUCCUCUGAAAGGCCAGAUACUCAGCCAAAGGUUCCCUUGGUGGUCCCACCUCCGCCGCCACCACCAGAGCCUGCGGCCCCCCCAGAGCCGGAGGAGGAGAUCCUGGGAUCUGACGAUGAGGAGCAGGAGGACCCUGCAGACUACUGCAAAGGGGGGUACCAUCCGGUAAAGAUCGGGGACCUGUUCAAUGGACGGUACCAUGUGAUCCGCAAGCUCGGCUGGGGCCACUUCUCCACCGUGUGGCUGUGCUUGGACAUCCAAGGAAAGCGCUUUGUGGCCAUGAAGGUGGUGAAGAGUGCUCAACAUUACACUGAGACAGCGCUGGACGAGAUCAAGCUGUUGCGAUGUGUCAGGGAGAGUGACCCCAGUGACUCCAACAAGGACAUGGUGGUACAGCUAAUAGACGACUUCAAAAUCUCUGGAGUCAAUGGAACUCAUGUGUGCAUGGUGUUUGAAGUGUUGGGUCACCACCUGCUCAAAUGGAUCAUCAAGUCCAACUACCAGGGUCUGCCGCUGCCAUGUGUAAAGAGCAUUAUCCGGCAGGUGCUGCAGGGACUGGACUACCUUCACAGAAAGUGCAAGAUCAUCCACACAGACAUCAAGCCCGAGAACAUCCUCAUGUGCGUGGAUGAUGCUUUUAUCCGCAGGAUGGCCGUGGAGGCCACCGAGUGGCAGAGGGCUGGGGCGCCCCCUCCCUCUGGCUCCGCAGUCAGCACUGCUCCCCAGCUGAGGACAGUGGGAAAGAUUUCCAAGAAUAAGAAGAAGAAGCUGAAGAAGAAGCAGAGGAGACAGGCCGAGCUGCUGGAGCGCCGCCUGCUGGAGAUCGAGGCCUUGGAACGCGAGGCCGAGCAGCUGAGGGGAGAGUCUGGUGUGGUCGCCACCGCCGACAGCGAAGAGGAGGAUGAGGAGGAGGAGGUUGAAGAGGCGGAGGAGGACGAGGAGGAGGAAGGGGACAGGGAACGGACAAGACAUGCCCUGCUAACUAACCACACCUGCGCAGCACUGGAUUACCGGCAGCCUCUGCAGGACCUAUGUGGUGCUGAGGGGCCUGAGGACGGGGACACCGCAGAGAGAGAGCCCCCACCCAAGCCCGAAGGCAGACCCAGAGUGGAAGAAAUAGCGGCGCAGGAGAAAGAGGUGGGCGAAGAUCAAAACGUGGACCAGGAGAGAAGGAAGGUAAAGGCGGAGAGCAAGGAGCCUGUGGAGAAAGAAAGUCUGAAUGAAGAGACAGUGAGCGAGGAAGAGAAGACGGAGAGCAAGAAUGACAAAGAGAAAGAGGAAGAAGAUGAUGACGAGGAUGAAGAAGAGGACGAAGAAGAUGAUGAUGAGGAUGAUGAUGAUGAAGAUGAAGAAGAAGAGGCUGAGAAAGGAGGAGAGGAGGAAGGUCCAAAAGCAAAUGGGCAUGUAGUGCUGGAGGCUGAAGAGGUAGUGUGCCCCCUGGUGGAGUCGGAGCUUAGUAUAACGGACAGGGAUGUGUCCUUGAGCUGCUCCUAUGACCUCUUUAAUGGGGAAACUCCAGGGAUUGUCAAUGGGGCGCAGCACAGAGGUACCAGCCCUCGUUACCCAGAGCUGCCCCAGGACCCCUUACCCAGUGGGGAAAUCCCUCUGCACAGCGCUCCUGCUGACCGCAGCCGUACUGUGUCCUCCUCAAGCACUGGGGACGCCCCCAAAGAUCAGCCUCACACACCUCAUCGACAUGUUGCCAAAGCCAAGGCUCGUGCAGCAGAUCUGCUGGUGAACCCUCUGGACCCCCGAAAUGCUGACAACCUGAGAGUAAAGAUUGCAGACCUUGGCAACGCCUGCUGGGUGCAUAAACACUUUACUGAGGACAUCCAGACACGGCAGUAUCGCUCCAUCGAGGUCCUGGUUGGGGCAGGCUACAGCACCCCCGCUGACAUCUGGAGCACCGCUUGCAUGGCAUUCGAGCUCGCCACUGGAGACUAUCUAUUUGAACCACACUCUGGGGAGGACUAUUCCCGGGAUGAAGACCACAUAGCUCACAUCAUUGAGCUGUUGGGCUGCAUCCCAAGACAAUUUGCACUUUCCGGAAAAUAUUCCCGGGAAUUCUUCAACCGGAGAGGGGAGCUGAGGCACAUCACCAAGCUGAAACCCUGGUCAUUGUUUGAUGUGCUGGUGGAGAAGUAUGGCUGGGCCCACGAAGAUGCGGCCCACUUCACCCACUUCCUCCUGCCCAUGCUGGAAAUGGUCCCAGAGAAAAGAGCCACUGCUGGGGAGUGCCUCAUGCACCCCUGGCUCACCUCGUAGCGGUGCCCCACCCCUCUGUGGGUAGGCUUCGAAACUGCUGCCCCUCAUGUGGGCCGGAGGAGGAGGGUGGGGGACGGGACUGGUGGGUGUGGUCUGCCCCCGCCCUGUUCCAGAUGGAGCGUUGAAUAGACCCCAUUCACAGAGACUAGCACAGCACAUAAGUGCAGCUUUGUGACUCUGCCCCUGUUGUAGGGGUGUGGCUGUUAAGGGCGCGGCCAAUUGGCCACACCACCCUGCCUAUCACAGGAGCGGUCCACCCACAGGCCCACGAUGUGACCAACAGGAGAACAGCUCUGCCCAUUCCUGUCUUCCUCCAUGUGCCAGUGACCCAUAAGUCACGCAUGCUGUCCCCCCCCCCCCCAACAUAGCACGUCUGUACGUGUCAGUCUGUGAGCCUGUGGUGGACAUUGGACUGCUGGUGUUUACGGCAUGUUUUCCAGCCAAAGUAGGUCAGGAGGUUUUACAGUUAGGGGAGCAGGAGUGUUGCUAUGAUAAACAUGAUUGUGUCUUCCAAGACAAAUACUUGUCAGUCCUGUGGACAGACCUCGCAGCCAGCAAGGGGAGCUGCAGGUAUAGGGAGCACUGCUAGAAGGCUUUAGUCAGGAAUUAGAAGUCAAACUCUCCUGAUCUCCUUGACUGUGGACUGGAGCAAUUUGCCUCUGAGCUCUUGGACAAGAGGAAUUAAUGUCUGCUCCCUUAUUUCGAUUUGGCCAAUCCUUGUAUCUAGUUUCAAAUAGUAUACCUCUUUUACAAUUAUCACACAGCCAGGGCAUCUUUUGAGUUUGCUGCUGAAAUGUUAAGUACAAUUUUUAUUGGUGUGAAGCCUUCAAAACUUAGGCUCUGCCCCACGAGACUUAUUCCUGACGUCCUAUGGAGACCCUUGACAAAGUACCCCCUCUCCCAGUGGUGCCAAGAGCCUUCCCACAGGGUGUUUACAGAGCAGAACUGCUUGCGACAUUCUGCUAUCCUUCAACAGGGGGUACUGUAGCCACUGCCAGUGUGACAGGAGACUGAUCUUCCUGUUCUGAGGUUUUCAAAAACGAGUGUGACAGCAGGUACAGUCUGAAUAUUUUUUUAAAUGUGAAGAACGUUAUUCGGUUGUGCUGGCAAACUUCAUUCGUUCUCUCCGCGUUUUAUUUGUACCAUUCACCCACUGAGAAGUCUCACCUCCAAUGAAGACAUAUUAUGAGGUCCUUCACCAAGAUGCCAUCCUCUGCACUGCCCAUUCCAUCACUUUUCUAGUACCGUCUUCUAAACUGUCUCGUCGCUUGUUCUCCCAGCUGCCAUUUCCAGAACUGGUGUUUAAAAAGGAGUUUGCAGAUACCCCUAUUGAGGGCUCUUCUGUUUCAAUGGCAGAGGGUCACAGACAUGGACAGAUUCCAUGCUUCUUAUCAUAUUGGAGGAAGCCUGGUUUUGUGGUCAUUCCAAGGACCCCAGACCACAUCACUCCUCCUCCCCUUGCUCAUCCCCAUUAGUAAAUUGCCUAUUUUCACAAUAAAUACUAAGUAGAUGUCAACUUGCUCUUUUGUUAAUAAACCUCAAUACCUUUAUCAAAAUAAAGUAGGAAAUUCACUGGUGUUGUGGCAGUGACCAAAUCUUGUUAGUGUUGAGGUGAUUGUGUUUGCUCAUUAGAUGUUUCUCCAUCUUUUUUCCCCCAAUUAUUUUAUUAUUAUUUUUACAGUCUUUACCUCCACCCUAGUCUUACAUGAACAGUGCUGCUCUUGGAUGUAUGUGAUGGUCGUGAAAUCAGUUCAACAUUUUUGCAAUAACAGUAGUUCUGACCAUGACAUUUUGCACCAGAAGCUCCUGGAUCUCUCUUUCAGCCAUGCUGACCGUUCUUCCAUGCGUCAGAGGAAUGUCCUGUUUCUCAUUAAGAGGUUUAAUAAAACUCAAAACGUUCAAACUGCUA
This is a messenger RNA of Brienomyrus brachyistius, 4647 nucleotides long. Its product is annotated as SRSF protein kinase 2-like. The transcript has 15 exons. The record is from RefSeq and is a predicted model, not a curated record. Gene Ontology annotation, molecular function: protein kinase activity; ATP binding. Bases 447 to 2738 code for a protein of 763 amino acids. Lineage: Eukaryota; Metazoa; Chordata; Actinopteri; Osteoglossiformes; Mormyridae. Gene Ontology annotation, biological process: protein phosphorylation; regulation of mRNA processing; spliceosomal complex assembly.